AUGUUUGACCGAUGCAGAAAAAUGAUUCAGAAGGAACAAGGGAACAGCGUGGGGACGAGGCCAGGCCGGCGAAUGUACACUGAGCCACCUCCUCAGCGCAAAUGCAGAGUGCGUGGGCGAGACACCACGUGCGGGUCCAGCUCGGUGGCACUUCUGGGCCCCUCGGUGGCGGGGUGGCAGAUGUUUGUGCUCAGAGAUGCUGCCGUUUGUAAAAGAAUGGACUUGGUUUGCCAGAGAAUGUUGAAUCAGGGGUUUCUGAAAGUGGAGAGGUACCAUAAUCUGUGUCAGAAGCAAGUGAAAGCACAGCUCCCAAGGAGAGAAUCAGAAAGGAGAAACCAUUCUUUAGCUCGCCAUGCGGACAUCCUUGCUGCUGUGGAAACAAGGCUGUCACUGUUAAACAUGACUUUUAUGAAGUAUGUGGAUUCCAAUCUUUGUUGCUUCAUCCCAGGAAAGGUGAUCGAUGAGAUUUACCGGGUGUUGAGAUAUGUCAAUUCUACCAGAGCCCCACAGCGAGCUCAUGAAGUCCUCCAGGAGUUAAGGGAUAUCUCCUCCAUGGCCAUGGAGUACUUUGAUGAGAAGAUCGUUCCAAUUCUGAAGAGGAAACUGCCAGGAUCAGACGUGUCUGGAAGGCUCAUGGGCUCUCCUCCAGUGCCAGGCCCGUCCGCAGCCCUAACGACAAUGCAGCUCUUCUCAAAGCAAAACCCUUCAAGACAAGAGGUUACUAAACUCCAGCAGCAGGUUAAGACCAACGGUGCUGGCGUGACUGUUCUCAGGCGGGAAAUUUCUGAGCUUCGCACCAAAGUGCAGGAACAGCAGAAACAGCUUCAAGACCAAGACCAGAAACUGCUUGAGCAGACCCAGAUCAUAGGUGAACAGAAUGCGCGAUUGGCGGAGCUGGAGCGCAAACUGCGGGAAGUCAUGGAAAGCGCAGUGGGACGCUCCUCCGGGCCGGGGCAGAGUGAGGAGUCUCCUCGGAAACGGAGGAAGGCCGCAGAAGCCAUAGACUCGCUUAGAAAAUCGAAGCGGCUUCGGAAUCGAAAGUAAAUGGGAGCGUGGCCUUGCUCCAGAGAGGGCACAGCCUGGAGCCUGAGCAGUUUUGCCUGUCAGGACCCUGGGAAUAAUACUGUGUCCCUGGGGCUUCUAGGCCUUAGAACACGACCUCGUGGUUGGGGUGUUCUCUCCCUGCUUCUCCUUGCGGAACCGAUGCACAGAAUCUUUUUCCUUUGCAGUAGAUUUGUACUAACCAGACCUGUUCUAUCAUGUUUUGGGGAAUUGACUUUUUUCUGUGCAGAUAAUGUUUAAGUUUAUUUGUUUCUGCAUAUAUGCACAUUACCUAGGAUCUUAAGCAAACCAGACUUGACAGACUAGAAGUUGUUUCAUACAGAAAAUGUCCUGUUCACUUGAAAGAAAAAAAACCUACUUUUUAAAUGGACACUAUCUUGUUUUAAAACAAAAGUUGACUUUUUGUUAUAAGUGACCUUUGUCUGGAAUGUCUGAAAAGUAGUUAAUGCUUUUUGGUAUCAGAGUAAUGGGGUAACUGAAAGGACUUGCAUAGUAUUGCCUCUACAGUACUGACUAUAUAUUUUUAUAAACUACUGGCAAGGGAUGGAUCCAGUUGGUAUCCACAUUUUCAGCUCUCUCUGGGGCCAUGUCCUACAUUCGCAUGUAUGGAUGCAUGCACUGCCCGGUCAACCCACUUAAAAGCUCUUGCACUGGCAUUGAUCUUGAACCUCUGUACUUCUCCUCUCUCAGCGUCUUGUUGAUUUAAGCGCUUUACAUCUUCCAUUGCAACCGCUUGCCUCCAGGGGAGAAUUGUUAGUCCAUUUGUCCUCCAGUUUUCUAGGAACAAGAGACUAUUAAAGCCCGUUGCUUAGCUGUGCUCUGUUAGGGUUCAGGUACACUGGCUGAGGCAGAAUCCCAGGCCCAAGCUCCUUCUAUCAAGACCAGGCCUCUGGGACCUAGUGCUGGUCCUGAUGCCUCACUGUGCUUGUGGGUCAGAUGUGGUGACCGAGUUGGGGGCCCAGCGUGUGGAUUUAGUUUUGCCACUGAAGGAAAAAUUCACUGAUGAAAAUAGUGCCAUGAGAAAGCAAUUCGAUCACUUCAUUUCUGGGAGCUGACCUGAGGGAAGCUUUCUAUAUUAAUUUCAGGCUUCCCUUGUCCUAUCUUUAAACAGAGCUUUAAUUUUGUUUGCACUCCUGUUUUGAGCUUGUAACUGGAAAAGCAUGUCUUGCACUGUUCACCCUUCUGAGUGGUCACUUUAACAGCCUCCAAAUUGUGUACAGUGGUUCUCUUCCCAAGCUGUAUACUUUCGAGACAUUCAGUUAUCACUGUCUUAGCUUUAUUUUAAUGUACUAAAUUAUGUAGUUAUUUGACUGUUAAGUUCUUUUAAACUGCUGCCAUUGGGCUUCAGUUGUUUAAAGUAAAUGUAGGUGUAAUUUAGAAAACUAUCCCUCUCCAGGUGGGAGUUUGACACCUGUAUAAAAUCUAAGGUUUGGGUAAGUACCUUAGUUGAAUAAAAGCACAAGGUUAUCACUUCCUGUAUCCGUCCAGCAUGACAUGAUUAUUCAUUCUCUAGGUAAAGUUGCCAGAUGGAACUUUUUCCUAUCCAUUUUUAGUAUUGUCCUUUUAUAAUUUUGUCCUCGGAUUUUGAUCAAUUCUAUGUCUUAACGUUUAAACCCCAUUUACAAUGUAGUUUGUUUUCAAUGAGAAAACCAUAAAGUAACGUCCAGGUGUUUCUUGGUAUGUUGGGAAGGUAAUUUUAAAAUAAACAGUUUCCUAAAAACACUUGUCAGCCAAGGUCAUCCAUAAAAGUCCCUUUCUGGAAUGCAUUUUCUCACAGGUCUCACUUUUGUAAUCAUAGGAUUUAGCCAUAUUAUCAGAACUUUGCAGAAGGCCUACUGGCAUACUCACAGCCUUUAAUAGUUGUUUUAUGCUAAGAGGAAGACUUUUUGAAGUGGCCAAGGGCAGGUUUACAAAUUGUGAAUCUUAUGCAUCAAAGGGAUGGAGCCUCAAAUUAUUUCUGCAGUAGUUGUUAAUGAAACUUUCCUGAAUUUCUUUUUGAGCUCCAUCUGGUUAGCCUAAAUGUAUCUUUAUUCUUGCGUUGUUUAACACAAGUGUGUGGUGUUCAUAAUGAGCAUCCACGGUAUUGGAAGUUAAAUUUUCAGUUCCUCACCCCAGAUUUCUGUAGCACACACACAGUCUCGAGUUGCGCUUGUCAGUACAUGAAUUUCCACAUGCAGGGGAACCAAACACUACAGUUGAAUUGAAGUUUCAGACUCCCUAAACCACCGUCAUUGAGCCAGCUGUUGGGUAGCUGUCACACCUGCUCUGGGGUAGCUUGCUUGCAGGUACUGCAUUCUGCAAAUCACACGUCAUUUUCAUCAGCUCAGACUGAUAACAUUCCACUGAAAUUGUAAGUUGGGUUCCUAGGAGAGCGCCCUCCCACCCCAAAGUUUCUGUUCAGUCAUCCAAAUGACCGAAUGUGUGUUACGAAUAGCACAUCACCAUCACCUUGACUGUUUCACAGAGACGUGUUUCACUGGGUCCACCUAAAUGUACUCUGGUGCAACACCAGUACGUGUGCGCAGACAGUGAAGGGGGCUGACCUCCCCCCAACCCCCAUGCACUCACAUGAGUCCCACACACCUUGAGACUGCAGAGCCUGUUGUGUUCAAACUUGUCUUCUGCCACAGGGAGCCUGGAAAUGGGGCAAACGCGGAUAAGUUCAGAGAGGUCCUCCUUUCCCGAAGCCUGUUGGGGUGCCAUCAGCUCUAAAGCCAAUCCUUUUGGAAGCGAGUUUUUUGUGAAACAUUUUUUGGAGUACUGAAUUUUACAGGGGCCUGCCUUAAUCUCUGUUUAGUAGUUUCAAGAUGUAUACGCAUUAUUCUACAUGUUAAAAUAUUCUGUGUAGCCCCUAACGUGGGUAAAACAGUAUAAGUAAUGCCUAAGUAAGCUAAAAGGUGUCAC
Messenger RNA from Fukomys damarensis (Damara mole-rat), 3966 nucleotides. It is a transcript of the gene Fbxo28, whose product is annotated as F-box protein 28. The record is from RefSeq and is a predicted model, not a curated record. Gene Ontology annotation, biological process: protein polyubiquitination. The coding region runs from base 1 to 1044 and encodes 347 amino acids. Lineage: Eukaryota; Metazoa; Chordata; Mammalia; Rodentia; Bathyergidae. The transcript is spliced from 5 exons.